AUGCCCCCAAAGAAGCCAAAGUCGACUGCCGCCAACGUCUCCAGCUCUUUGGACCUGGAAUCUGAGGAGGUCAGCCUUGAAACCACCGUGCCCUCGUCGGACGAGAUGCGGCAGCUGAUCGAGAGGAAAGAGUUGAUGCAGAACAUCCAGCUGCUGAAAAUUGAGCUUUCCCAAAAGGACCUCACUAUUGACAACAUAAAGGCCGACUACAUGUCCAAGUUGGAGGAGCUUGAGGAGAGACUGAACGAUGCCCUCCAUCAGAAACAAGUGUUGGCGCUGAGGCUCGACAGUGAGCUGAAGCUCGCGCAGGAAGACAACAGGAAGCAGCAGGCUCUGCGCAAGAAAGAAGUGGAUGGCAUCUUGCUCCGGCAGCAGCAGCUGGAGGAGGCGAACAUGCAGAUGCGGGAGAAGGCCGGGGAGCUUCGUCGAUCUCUACGGAACUUGGACAUGUCACAUGAGCGCUAUCAGGAGCUUCGUAACCUUCCUGAGGAGAACAUGUCCAUUCAGGAAUUUGUUGCUAUGCGCUUUUACGAAGUCGUGACUCCGUUGAGGGCUCAGGUGGCCGAGCUGAGUGUGAAGAAGGACACUUUGAGCGAAGACCUGGAGUUGCAGAGGACACAAAUGAAAUCUAUGAUGGAGCGCUAUGAGGAGGAACGGCGUCGCCGUACGGAGCUGGAACUGAGGAGCCAGAGAUUGACAAUGGAGCUGGCUGACACCAAACAGCACAUCAAAGAUGGAGACUACCGCCGGGAAAACUACCCCAACAUCAAACGUGAGCGAGACGGUUUGGAAGCCGAGCUGAAAGAGGUGAAGCGAAAACUGGACACACUUACCUUGGCUCACGAGGCAGUUGGCAGGGAACGAGAAAGUCUUGUCAAAGAGAUGGCGACGUUGCAGCAGUCAACAACACUGCUGCAGAAAGAUAAGGAGUACCUGCACAGACAGAACAUGGAGUUGAGUAUUCGCUGUGCACAUGAAGAAGACCGCCUGGAGCGCUUACAGGUGCAACUAGAGGACACCAAAAAGUCCAGGGAGGAUGCAUAUGAUAAAUACGUGGCAUCGAGCGAUCAUUAUAAAUCUGAGUAUGAGCGAAAGCUGAGAGAUGAACUAGAGAAUGUCCGACUGAAGACGGGUCAGGAAAUCGAUAACCUUCAGAGAACAUCUAGAGAGAUGUACGAGAGAGAGAAUAGAAAUCUACGUGAGGCCAGAGACAACGCGGUGCUGGAGAAGGAGCGGGCUUGUGCUGCCGAGAGGGACAGUCAGUCACGAUAUGACCAGCUUCUAGAACAGUUUCGCCAGCUGCAGCUCGGCACCGACAGCAGGGUCGCGGAAUUGUCCAACCAGGCCAAGCUGCACUGCUUCGAAGCCGAGCGCGCUCAGAUGAUGAAGGAGGAGACUGACAAGGCUCUGGCUCAGUGCCAGGUGGAGUGUGAGAAACAGCGCAAGAAACUGGAGGUCCUCACGCAGGAGUUUUACAGGCUACAGACGUCAUCCGAGAAGCGCACCGCAGAGCUUCACGCUCAGAAUGCCGAGCAGGCGUCCCGACUGGAGACUUAUGAAAAACUCGAGAAGGAGCUGGACCAGGUUACCAUGCAGGCUGCUGAAAUUGAAAAUGAGGAGGAAGCAGAGAGGGUCCUCUUUUCGUAUGGUUAUGGAGCCAACGUUCCCACUACGGCCAGAAGGAGACUUCAGCAGAGUGUUCACCUGGCCCGCAGGGUGCUGCAGCUGGAGAGGCAGAACACAUCACUGAGGAGAGACUUGGAGAAGCACCAGUCCCAAACAGGCCAGAUAUCCGAGGAGCUGUUAGCUGCCAACCAGUUGCUGGAGCAGACGCAGCAGCCCUACAGCUACCUGAUAGAGACGGUGAGACACAAGGACGGACAGAUCAACGGCCUGAAGCAGCGCGUCGCUUCACUUGAGGAUGAUGUCACUUCUCUGAGGAAAGAGCGGACAGCUCUACUGCAAGUGAAGAACAACAUGGCUGCCGAUCUGGAGCGGCUCUUGAACCAUCGGGAGGAAUUAGCAAUGAUGAAGCAGGUCCUGAUCAGCAUGCGAUCCCAACAGGAAAACGCUUUGAGCUCAUUAGAGGUGAAAAAAGACGACACGAGGAUACCCUCCAAACGGGACAGCGCCCCAGCCGAGGAUGAGUCGCCCGGCAAACCUAAACCCACAGUCUUCACCAAAAGAGAAGCUCCUGAUUGGUACCAAAGACUCAAGCAGAAACCCAAAUGA
Molecule: messenger RNA, 2232 nt
Organism: Nerophis lumbriciformis (worm pipefish)
Lineage: Eukaryota; Metazoa; Chordata; Actinopteri; Syngnathiformes; Syngnathidae
Source: RefSeq, a predicted model, not a curated record